GAUGAAGUCUCUGGAGCAGGACGCCCUGAAGGCGCAGGUUGUCAUCGCCCGCUCCAAAGAAGGAAAGAAGAGAAGCACCCUGGAGCAGCUGGCGGAGUCCCCAUCCCCCGCCCCAACCCCAUCCCCCACCCCCGCUGGAAGGUAA
Hyla sarda is the source of this 145-nucleotide messenger RNA. RefSeq names its product protein scribble homolog. NCBI's taxonomy places the organism in Eukaryota, Metazoa, Chordata, Amphibia, Anura, Hylidae. The record is from RefSeq and is a predicted model, not a curated record.